AUGGACGGAAAGAACGGCUGUGCAAGCUCAAGAGGCUGGGUAAGCCUGCAGUGUUUGGCCGUUGCUUUGUUUGUCGGCGGCGUGUGGGCGAUGAAGGGAGGUGGUUCGGGUCGAUCUGCUCGACGCAAGCCUUCGUCGGUGUCACGAGUGGACGACCGUAGGACAGGUCGAUCUCAGAGCCGACAGAUUCGAACCGAGCGAGCGAUGGCUUGCCGGGCAGAAGGUGUCGCAGGAGAUGGCGGGUCAAACAACAAAGAUCCCAAACCGGGAAGAGGGCGGGAAUGGAAGGAAACAACGACGGAAAGGAAGGCAGGCAGGCGAUCCAGCGAUGAUCCAGGCCCCUGGGAGGAAGGUAGGUCAGAGAGUUUGGAAUCAGACGCGGCUAAUCGACACGCGAUCGGUCAGCAGGAAGCAACAACCCAUGUACAAAGUAAAGGACCGAAGGGGCUCGCGGGAACAAGACGCAGCACAGCCCGGAGUGAGAGCCGUGCUGCAAUAAAAAGAAAAACACUGAAGAACACGAAGAAAAAAGAGAGUUUGGCGAGCGCACGAACCUUUUGGCAGCCCAGCCCGGCUGAGCUGUCGUUAGCCGUGCUUCGACGGGGAGGGGGGGGCGUCGAGGGUAUCGAGCCUCGACACCUGCCCGUGGCCUGUAUCCGAUGCCCAGGUUCGGCGGUGAGGCCGGGUUCGAUUGGCUGGGCGGGUGCGGCACCCCUGUCGGCAGACCCUGGCUCGUGGAACGGGGAAGCGGGCCCCGGGGGGCGCUUUCCAAAGUUACAACCGCAGGCGAGAUGGAGAUGGAGAUGGAGAUGCGCGGUCCACAGCGCACACCUCAGGUAUACGAAGCGAGGCCGGUCGUGCGGCCGUAGUACCUUCCACAAGCACACCCGGCGUUCGAGAAGCACCUGCUGGUAUCGGUACGCACGCAACCGCUCGAUGGGGUACGCGCGCACAGGAUUCCGGUACUCGCUCUCCUUGCGUACGCACCUGCAAGGGCAGGUACGAUUGACCGCACAAGGUUCAACGGCGGCAUGCGCGGCUCUGGAAAAGCAGGUGCCGUACCUUCCUGGAAUCCUGGACGUCAGGAUCAGGCAGUUGGCUCCUGCCACCUCUGCCACGCCGCAGGCGCACCUGCUGCAGGUCCCUCUUGGCUCCUUCCCGGCCGGUCGGCGGCUGAGUGAUGUGCGAACCUUGCGUUCGGCUUCCCGGCCUCCCUCGCGUGACACCAAUCUUGGUCCGAGUUUCGGCUGCGUCACAGGACGCCGGGGUGAUACCAGGGCGGCUACCGGGACUGCGCUGAUCUCUCCUGCGCCGAGUGGUAGUCGCGGAAGACACUUUCCUUGUGCGGUUUGGGCCAGCGCCAGUCGUGGCCUUGGACGGGUUUGUUUUGUGUAA
This is a messenger RNA of Purpureocillium lilacinum, 1395 nucleotides long. NCBI's taxonomy places the organism in Eukaryota, Fungi, Ascomycota, Sordariomycetes, Hypocreales, Ophiocordycipitaceae. The record is from RefSeq and is a predicted model, not a curated record.